AUGAAAUUCUCCAUCGCUGCUAUCACCGGCUUCGUCAGCGCCAUCAGCGCCGCCACCCUUCCCUCGGCCUUCACUCUGGUUGCGAAGGGCGGCAAUACUGUUCUGACCGACGGCCAGUACGCUUUCAUCGGUGCCAACACCACUGACCACGAGAUCCUGAUCCUCCGUGGCGGCAGCCCCAACGGUCUCGUCUCCUUCACCUCCAAGGACGGUGUCCCCACCGCUUUCCAGAACCUCUACAUCGUCGAGGACUCCGUUUCUCCCCUCGGCCUGACCUUUCCCCACUCCAGUGCCGUUCCCCAGGGUGGCAACACCACCGGCUUCGGUGUUAACAACAGGGGCCUCUUCACCCACGGUGGCAAGGCUUGGUUCGCUGUUGACGGCUACGGCCAGAACCCUGUUCAGGAGAUCUACUGGUACGGUGCUCACAACGCCGAGUACCGCUCCGAGCAGCUCUAUGUUAAGGAGUUCAAGAACUACUCCGCUUAA
This is a messenger RNA of Penicillium canescens, 489 nucleotides long. RefSeq lists its product as uncharacterized. The record is from RefSeq and is a predicted model, not a curated record. The transcript has 3 exons. The coding region runs from base 1 to 489 and encodes 162 amino acids. Lineage: Eukaryota; Fungi; Ascomycota; Eurotiomycetes; Eurotiales; Aspergillaceae.